Molecule: messenger RNA, 498 nt
Organism: Telopea speciosissima
Lineage: Eukaryota; Viridiplantae; Streptophyta; Magnoliopsida; Proteales; Proteaceae
Exons: 1
Coding region: 1-498 (165 amino acids)
Biological process (GO): DNA integration
Molecular function (GO): nucleic acid binding
Source: RefSeq, a predicted model, not a curated record
AUGAAAUCAGUUAGUCAGGCUGACGUGAUAAGGUUUGUGAAGCGCGAGAUCAUACACUGUUUUGGCUUGCCUGAGACCCUCACCUACGAUAAUGGGUCAGUGUUCUCUAGGGGAGAGGUAUCUUUGUUCGCACAGGAGUAUGGUAUGACCGUCACCUUCUUGGCACCUUACUAUGUGCAGGGCAAUGGUCAGGCUGAGGCAAGCAACAAGGUUAUUAAGGCAAACUUGUCUAAAGUCAUUGAUGAUAACCCAAAGUCUUGGGCAGAAAUGUUGUUAGAGGUUCUUUGGGCCUUUAGGACCUCAAAGAGGAUGGCAACAGGAACUACCCCUUAUGCGCUAACUUUCGGUCACGAUGCCAUCUUGCCUAUGGAACUGACUGUAAAAUCUCUACGGGUGGUGAGGCAAUACGGGAUGACCCCCAGUGAAUAUGCAGAUUCCAUGAUGGCUGAACUUGAUGAUCUGGAUGAGGAGCGUUUGUUGGCCCUCGACUGGGUUUAG